GUUCGUGUUCAUUUCCGGAUUCUAAAUCAUGUGUUUGCGCCAGAUAAUUUGUUGACAGUCUCACAAAUAUCCGAGUCUCCAUGAGUAUACGAGCAAUAUGGGUAGUUAAACUACCCUCCACCAAUAAUAAAUCUCCAAAGAAUAUAUUUUUCAGAAAAUUUCCAACAGUUGAGAAAAAGACGAAACAAGUGGAAGGUUCAAACUAUAUUGCCAUUCCCAACUCGCCCCAGUUCCUGCAGCAGCUGCUUGUUGAGACAGGACUGUCACAGGCGUCAGGCGAGUUUGUUGGCAGCAGAGACCAAUGCUCAAAGCAGGAUGAAAAACCAGUGUUUGAAGUGGACACCAGUAGUGGUAGAAUCUGGCCCUUUAUUGUCAUUGAACAGCAAGGUGUGCUGUACUGCUGCCUGGUGCAUGUGCCCCAAGGAGCCCAUCUCAGACCAAACAUCAUAGAAAUUCCAUCGGUGUCGCUCGGCUUCUCCCUGUUGUGUGGUGUAGCAGAGUACAUCCGGGCAGCCACCAGUCAGGAGCUACCUGCCCGGCUGACAGAACUCCACAACUUCUUGAAUGAAGCAGCGCCGUUCGGAGCUCCAAGAGACACAUGCUGUGAAUCCAUAGUGGCCAAGUUAGCAGGGAGACCCAUCACACUUCCCAAGUCACAGAAGCAACCAGCUUGGAAACCUCUGCUCCACAAGGGAAAAGGAGUUAUCUACCUUUCUGUGUCAGAAUACAUAAAGGCAGCCCAGUGUGAGCAAGGAGAAACACACGACUCAUGGGAUGUGUACGGCUCCGUAUCAUGUCGCGCUGACCUAGAGGGCGCUCUGUCAGACAUCACACUGAAUGUGUCACACCAGAGUGACGGGGACUGUGUUGCCCUCGAUCACUUGCUUAUACAUCCCUGUGUCCAAAGUGCAGACUCAGGAAUUGUUGAUGCAGCGAGCAUGACCCAGUCCCACCCUCCCCCUCGCCGCCUCCGCUUCAUCCCCCCCACGGAGAUGUUCAUCCUGUGUCAGUACUCUGUGACCGGACUACAGGAGCUGCCCAUAUUUGGAGUCUACCAGAUGAAAUGUGAUGCUAAGAUUGCCAAUCUGACUGUCAAGUUAAAACUCAACAACCAAGUGAAGAACAUGUUUGAGUACUGUGAGGUGCAGAUACCUUUCUUCAACAGAGGGAGCAUAUCGAUGCAUGAUUCCUCCCCUUCUCAGGGAAGUGUGACACUGGCACCUGAUAAAACUAUCCUGGUGUGGAAUGUUGGUCAGAAGUUCCCCAGCAAGACCCUGGAGGUGACAAUGUCCGCCAACAUUCAGUUCUCUGGACCAGCCCUCUCUCCAUCGUCACCGGAGGACAGGUUCUGUUCAGGACAAAGCUCCUAUGCACAGCUUUACUUCAAGAUCCCUGAGUUCACUCAGUCCGGGUGCUGCAUUGACCCCCGAUCCAUACAGGUGUCACCCAGUGCCAAGUUCAAACUGACCACAGUGAGAGAAUAUUUGUCUACGGAUUACAAGAUAUGGAACUCUUACGGUGAUGUCCUCUCCACAUCCGAGUAGAGAUGGACCAGGAAACCCAAACCUCGACUGUGAUAUCCAUGUGUGGGGCCAAGUAACAGAGUGAUGGUGACACUGCAACUGUAUUGUUAUAUCACCAGCAUACUACUGUAGACCAUUAAUGAAUAUCAGUUACAUUUAUUGAAUCUAACUGAACUAACAAGGACAUUGUGGUAAGAUCCAUGAAACUCAACGACCACAUUUGGAAGAAGUAAACCUCUUUGUUUAUUGUUGUUUCGGUGUCUAUGACAGACAAACUAAUUUGAUAAUUUGACUACCCAAUCUCAGUCAAAUUAAAUCUUUUACUUCGAUACAAUACUUCUCUGCAUGAAGACCUGAGGACACCUCGAUAGAAGUUCACUUUGACCUCCUUCCAAUGAAGAAUGCUGGGUCCCUUUAGCCAAUUUGUUGUCAGCUUUCUAAAACCAUUUGGCUUAAUUUCUUUUCCAUGUUUACCACCUCAAUCACUGGAUUGAUUAUUUACAGACCACCGUCAUAUAGCAGGAAUAUUGCUGAGUGGGGCGUUAAACAACAAACAAACCUCAGUUCAGAAAAUAUGAUUUGUACAAAUGAAAACCCACACCACAAGUAUUCCUUUGAUGGUACUCCCUUUCUGUGAAUUGCCAUGGUGCUCAGAAACGACAAGGUGCAUAAAUAUCUGCAACAACGUAGUGACCUUAUUCAUCUACAUCUGGAACUUGACGUUUUAGUUGGUUUUCAAGAUACAGAAAUCAGAUAUCACUCACUCAUACCAAAAAUGUAGAAUGAUUUGACCUCAAAGAUGAUUAGUUGAUUAAAAUGCUCACCUGAUACAACAACCCCCUAUGAAGGUGUCCUCUGAUCUUGAAGCAGGGAGGUAUUCUAUGGGUGUGAUAGAUCUGAUGGUAAGGAGAUAGAGAACAACCUUGUGUUAAAGUACUGUUGCCCAUCACUUGUGAUUAAAAGAAACACAAUGAUACAUAUUACAUAUCAAAAUGACAACUUCCUUACUUAUUUAUUAAACAUAUUUUCAUUGCAAAAUCAAAUGGAUUAGGCACAAGUGACACAUUAGGAGCCUUCUAUAUACUGUUCAUUACAUUAUGAUGUAAAUAAUUAAUUAUGUAUGAAUGAAUGGAUGGAUCUAUGUAUCUAUAUGUGUAUGUGUAAUAAAUAGUAUUGAUUUGUGAAUAUUGAUUGUGCAGAAUAUAUGUACAGUGAUUUCUUACUAAUUUGGCCAGUGACCUUAGCCAUCCAAGCACCUAUGAAUCUAAUCUACAUAUAGUUAUAUCUUGUUUCACUAUCAUUCCUUUUCGUUAAUAUUUUACACUCUAUGUUUGGCCUUCUGUCCUCUCUUGUAUUUUUUUUUCUCCUCAUUGCUCUCUAUCUUUUAUAACCAUGUGUAGUAAUAUUUUGUUAACUAGUUAUUUCUAUGAUUUCUAUACAACCUUUCAAUGCUCAGAAUUAAAGGCCAAAAAAGAAUUGAUUACUAUUUCAAACAGUACAUUUGUACAGAACUGCAGUGUCAGCAUUAUUUCAUGAAUUAUAACAGAGACUAUAUACAUGUAAUAUGGUCUAUAAGUGUAAACAUUGUGUGUAGUUAGGAUCAUCAAGUCUUUGAUAUUUGAUUUGUAUAAGAGAAUGUGCAAUAUUGUAUUCAAAGGAAUAAAUGAAUGAAGAAUUGUUAA
Messenger RNA from Haliotis rufescens (red abalone), 3205 nucleotides. RefSeq names its product AP-5 complex subunit mu-1-like. The transcript is spliced from 14 exons. Bases 81 to 1544 code for a protein of 487 amino acids. The record is from RefSeq and is a predicted model, not a curated record. Gene Ontology annotation, cellular component: cytosol; lysosome; late endosome. Lineage: Eukaryota; Metazoa; Mollusca; Gastropoda; Lepetellida; Haliotidae. Gene Ontology annotation, biological process: endosomal transport.